This is a messenger RNA of Solanum lycopersicum (tomato), 2729 nucleotides long. It is a transcript of the gene adc1, whose product is annotated as arginine decarboxylase. Gene Ontology annotation, biological process: L-arginine catabolic process; spermidine biosynthetic process. The record is from RefSeq and is marked validated. Gene Ontology annotation, molecular function: arginine decarboxylase activity. NCBI's taxonomy places the organism in Eukaryota, Viridiplantae, Streptophyta, Magnoliopsida, Solanales, Solanaceae.
GCUCAUUUCGCAGUUGUUUACAGUUUUCCUAAACGGAACUCUACCAUCUCUUUUUUCCGGUUACCGUUUAGGUUUCCGACCAAUUUUCUUCUUCUCCGGUGAACUAUUCCGGUUAAAAGUUGUAUGGUGGGGUGUUUGUUUGAAUCUUAGGUUUGUGUUUCUGUUGGUUUUGAGUUUUAAUUCUUUGUUUUGAUUUAGAAAAUUUUGCUUCUUCUGAAGUCGUUGUGGGGAUAUUCGGGUCGUGUAAGAGUGUGUUAGAAGGUGAUUAUCUUUUGAUUAAGUUCUUUUUUUGCUUCUUUUGAGGGGGUAGCCGGGGCUCUGGCCUCGGCGGGUUCUAAAGCCCCCAGCUAUUACAACAUUGGUCAACAAAUCAUUUCUGUAUAAUUAGUUUUACACAUUCUUUGAUUCUUUUUUUUUUGUGAAGAUUUUACGAGAUGCCUGCUUUAGGUUGUUGUGUAGAAUCUGCUGUUUCCCCUCCUCUUGGCUAUUCCUUCCUUUCCACGCCGGAGAUUUUUUCCUCCGGCGUACCUCCGUCGACAAACGCUGUCCCUCUUACCACCCAUUGGUCACCGGAGCUGUCAUCUGAUCUGUAUCGUAUUGAUGGUUGGGGUGCUCCGUAUUUCACCGUUAAUUCUUCCGGUGAUAUAUCUGUCAGGCCCCAUGGUACAGAUACCCUUCCUCACCAAGAAAUUGAUCUCCUGAAGGUCGUGAAAAAGGCUUCCGACCCGAUUAAUUCUGGUGGGCUCGGGUUACAGCUUCCACUCGUUGUUCGGUUUCCUGAUGUUUUGAAGAACCGAUUGGAGUCUCUUCAAUCGGCUUUUGAUUAUGCUGUUCAAUCUGAAGGAUAUGAGGCUCAUUACCAAGGUGUUUAUCCUGUAAAAUGCAAUCAGGACAGGUUCGUUGUUGAAGAUAUUGUCAAAUUCGGGACGGGUUUCCGGUUUGGUCUUGAAGCUGGGUCAAAACCUGAGCUCCUCCUGGCCAUGAGCUCUCUAUGCAAGGGCAGCUCGGAGGGUCUUCUUGUAUGCAACGGAUUCAAGGAUGCAGAAUACAUUUCACUUGCUUUGGUUGCAAGAAAGCUCCAAUUGAACACGGUGAUUGUGCUCGAACAAGAGGAGGAGCUUGAUUUGGUGAUUGACAUCAGCCGUAAAAUGGCGGUCCAGCCUGUAAUUGGGCUCCGGGCUAAGCUUAGGACCAAACAUUCCGGUCAUUUUGGAUCCACUUCUGGAGAGAAAGGCAAGUUUGGGCUUACAACAACUCAGAUCCUUCGUGUGGUGAGGAAACUGAAAGAAUCCGGAAUGUUAGAUUGUCUUCAGCUGCUGCAUUUCCACAUUGGAUCUCAGAUCCCUUCAACGGAGUUGCUUGCUGAUGGUGUUGGUGAGGCUGCUCAGGUUUAUUCUGAGUUAGUCCGCCUUGGUGCUGGCAUGAAAUUCAUUGAUAUUGGUGGUGGGCUUGGAAUUGAUUAUGAUGGUACCAAAUCUUCCGAUUCUGAUGUUUCCGUCGGAUAUGGCCUUCAGGAUUACGCCUCUACAGUGGUUCAAGCUGUCCGGUUUGUUUGUGACCGGAAGAACGUGAAGCAUCCGGUGAUCUGUAGCGAAAGUGGCAGAGCAAUUGUAUCUCAUCACUCUGUUCUGAUAUUUGAAGCUGUGUCUUCAACUACCACGCGUUCUCAAGAGCUGUCCUCUAUGAGUCUCCACUCCUUCGUGGAGAAACUCAAUGAUGACGCUCGUGGCGAUUACCGGAAUCUAUCUGCUGCUGCUAUUCGCGGAGAGUACGAUACCUGUAUGCUUUAUGCCGAUCAGUUGAAACAGAGGUGUGUGGAUCAGUUCAAAGAUGGUAAUCUGGACAUUGAACAGCUUGCUGCCGUAGAUGCCGUCUGUGACUUUGUGUCAAAAGCUAUUGGUGCUUCUGACCCUGUUCGCACCUAUCAUGUGAAUCUGUCCGUUUUCACUUCAAUUCCUGAUUUCUGGGCAAUCGACCAACUAUUCCCGAUUGUUCCCAUCCACAAGCUAGACGAACAUCCUUCAGCUCGGGGAAUUCUAUCCGACUUGACAUGUGGUGAUGGGAUCGAUUUCAUCGGAGGCGAGUCAAGCUUGGCUCUCCCUUAUAGGGGAAGUGGAAACAGCGCACCUUAUUAUCUGGGAAUUUUUUGAGGCGGGGCAUAUGAGGAAGCCCUCGGCGGACUCCAUAACCUAUUUGGCGGACCAAGCGUCCUGCGUGUGUCACAGAGCGACAGCCCUCACAGCUUCGCUGUAACCUAUGCAGUCCCUGGGCCUUCCUGUGCUGACGUCCUCCGAGCAAUGCAACACGAGCCUGAACUCAUGUUCGAGACCCUCAAGCACCGUGCAGAGGAAUUCGUGCACAAGGAAGAAGAAGUAGAAGUCUCAUUGGCCAAUAGCCUAAAUCAGUCGUUCCACAACAUGCCAUAUCUUGCACCACAUUCAUCCUGCUGUUUUUCUGGGUAUUACUAUUGCAAUGAUGAGAAUAUUGUUGGUGUUGGCGCAGAAUGUGCAAUAGGGGAGGAAGAGUUUUGGCCAUACUGCGUUGCUUGAAGACUUUUUGUCUUUUCAGUUUGUUGUUUUAGUAAUAAAGUUUGUCGGAUGGUAUGUUAAAUUAAUGUAAAUUUUUGGUGUAAUUUACUAGUUGUGGAGAAAGUUAUGGUUCAAUCUUUGUGUAAUUUUCUCCUUAUCCUAUGUAAACUUUUUCCUUAUUAAAUGAAUUUACUUUAGAAA